CGCGAACGAUACAGAAAAGUAGGAAUCGCAGGUCAGUCGGUUCUGUUCGUGUGGCCUGGUGGCGCUCAUUUUUAAGGCUCCAAAAAUCCAGACAACAUCUUCCGGUAUGACCGAUAGUCGGAAGUUGGCUGGUGUGUCCUGCCGAAAAAGUCAGCCAACCUUGGGGAGGAGACCAGCUAAGGUUGUGCCGGUUGGAGCAUGGGUCGAGUUAGAACCUCCAAAUCAUCGGAUGAAUUGCGGUGCAAUUUUAUCUGCUGAGCAGGAAGAGCGAAGGAUCCUGCAGGCACAAGCGGAGAAGCAAGCCAGACUGGAACGAUUCCGGCGGGAUGUCAGGCAGCGAGUCAGGGAGAUACAGCAGGCUAAACAGCAAGAACAGCUACAUGAGUCCUUCCAUGCAGUUGAACUUCAAACCAAUGUCAUCCAGCAAAGCUCCCAUGCUGCUGAGCGUUCCACGCCGAAGAAAGAUCGCUGCCUCUAUCGUCACGACAAAGAGGCCCUUGCCAUAGGCCAGGCCUCUGACAACGUGACGUCUGGCAGUGAAUCAGAGCCUGAGCCUGUUAACUGCCAGCAGCUGACGGAGCGAUCCCAUCGAGUUCAUCGGAUUGUGACGAAGGCCAGGAGAAGCCUGGCAGCCAAGCAGAUGUUCCAACAACAGAGCCAUCUUCCAGGAGGAUCUUGGGCAAACCAAUACUCACGGGACGGACGGGACAGACAGGAGCAAGAUGCAGUUCACCCACACAGGGCAGAGAGUCAAGAGCGAGUCUGUGAUAUCGAAAGCCAAACUACGGACAGUGAUAUGAAGAUCCCUCAGCAAACAAUCGAUGAACUCUCCAGCUAUGGUGACAUGGAAAACCAUCCACCCUCUGUAUCACAUGACCCUGACACCUUACACCGUUUGGCUGGGGUACCCGCUCCCAAGACGGUGACCUUUGCCAGUGAGCUCGGCAGGGUGAUAGGUCAUGGGGUAAAGGGUCCAGCUGGGAAAGGCAUCAAGGCGUUGACUAAACAUGGCGUCAGAGCUGAAGAGCGGGAGGACUUGUGUAAUGAAUAUUCAGAUCAUAUGCAAAUGAGGUCUGAAAAGGUGGAGUUUAAGAGAAAGCCGAGCCAGAAGGAGAGAGAGCAUGUCAAAAUGAUACCAGCAAGGACUGUCCCAGAGCUGCGCCCCGGUGUUCAAGUGGAAGAAAACAAAAGACGGAUAGGCAACCAGUAUUCCAUGUACCGUCGGCUAUUCAUGGACAUCGAGAGGGAACAGGUGCGAGAAAACAUCCGCAAGAAGGAACACCAGAAGAACAUUCACAGACUCAAAGAGGAGAAAGAGAAGGAACGCCAGAAGGUUGAAGCUGACGCCCACCAGAGGGUGGAGCCCAGGAACCUCCUGACUGGGGAAACCGAAGAGGAGGUGCUCCAGCGACAGAGGGAGGAACAACAGUAUAUGGAACAGGUGUUGCAGAGGGAGAGGAGCAGAAAGCAGAAGAGCACAGAAAUGAACAGAUACAUCAGGGCUCUGAAGGCAACGAUGCGUGAGAAAAUACAACAGAUGGGUGUGGAGGUGCCACCGCUGUGUGCCUGUGGGCCGAGUGUCUGGGAUGCCAACCCGGACACCUGCGCCAAUAAUUGUCUCUUCUACAAGAAUCCAAAAGCAUAUGCCAAGGCCCUCCAUUCACUCCUGGUGUCAUGUGACCUCAGCUAAGAAGAGUGACACCUGCUUCCCUGUCACACCAUGAAACAGUGCACCCAGGAUGCAUGCUGUACUCGUUGUGUAGAAUGAUGACCAGUCGCUGUACAUGUUGCUCCCACAUAUGAAAUUUGUCGGAGGUCAGAGUUGAGGAUGAAGACAACGGAAUGACUGGACAGUGAGGGGCAGCAGUUACGUUACCAUGUGUGAAGACCGGCACAUUCCAUUCCUUCCAUCUCUAACAGUCCACUGUUAAUGUAAAAACAGUCAUUAUUUGUUUGAUCCAUCGCCUGAUGGACCCUGAAAACAUCCUUGCAUCAGAUGAGCUUUAAAGCUUUUCAUGGUAAAGGUGGCAGGUUAAGUAGAUGUACAUGUAUGUACAAGGGUUUGCGGUAGCAUCGUUCAAAAUGUCUCUUUUUUGUGUAUAUAUUUGGUUUUGAGAAAAAAAUGGAGAGUACUCCACGUUGGUGGACCUAACUGCACCAUAGUUGGGCUGAGUCAAUUUGAAUAAUUUAGUAUUCGACCUUCAAUUUGAUUGAAUAUCCAAAUAUUCAGUCGUACCGACUGGCAGAUUGUUGAUGAACAAAUCAUAUACAAAAUCAGUUGCAAGAACGCACAAGUCAUGGAAUUGCUCUAACACUGUGUGUGAUUUCUGUUAUCAGGAAUAUGUGCAUAAAAUGUGUGAUUUUAUUCGCAACUUUAGAAAGUCUGAAUAGUCCCAGAAUUUGCAUUAUUGGGUCAUGCAUUUUCAUUUUCAAUUUCAAUUUGGUCAUGGCAAAGUCAUUGAAUUUAAUUAUCCUUCCGGAGGGAGGAAAUUUGAUUUGCGAUUGGUGUGUCUUACCUGCUCAGCCUGCACACUCGUAGGGUACAAAUUAUUAUCAUUAUCUGCCCUGAGCUUGAAGUGCGCCCCCAGUUGGUGAAAGAAAGACAGAUGGUUACAGCUGGG
Molecule: messenger RNA, 2621 nt
Organism: Acanthaster planci (crown-of-thorns starfish)
Lineage: Eukaryota; Metazoa; Echinodermata; Asteroidea; Valvatida; Acanthasteridae
Cellular component (GO): centrosome
Source: RefSeq, a predicted model, not a curated record